UUCUAUUCCAGGAAAAUGCAAAAAUGGUUGAAUAGAGUGUAGAAGAUCUUAAGAGUUAAACAUUUUUUUCUGGAUUGAUGUGAGAGAUAAGAGCUGUCGUGUGAGUAGUGAUAGAUCAAUACCUAGAUCGAUUAUUUAAUUAAUCGAAACGAAGUUGGGUGCAUAUAUAUAGGCACUGUUUGUCCUGUAGGAAAUGAUAAGGAGGUAUGGAGGGUAGUACAGGGGGUACUGUAGGUCCCCCAGGCGGUGGGGGAGCUCCAGUAGUUAGGAGACUCAGAACACUUAAAAGGAGAAAGGAAGAGAAGGAGAGUAGUAAAAAUCAGGUCAAAUUAGAACGAGUUCUAGGCCUUACUGUUUCCAGUAAUGCCAGCCUCGCCACAGCACCAUCUUCAGGUUUGGUAGCGUACCCUGCAGGAUGUACUGUUGUACUGUUUAACCCUCGGAAAAAUAAACAGACCCAUGUUGGGAAUCCUGGAAGGAAGACGAUUACAGCUGUUGGAUGGAGUGAGGACGGAAGAUAUCUUGUAACCGGAGAAUGCGGUCAUCUUCCCAGUGUCAGGGUCUGGGACAACCAGGAGAAACAGUUCGUUGGAGAGUUCCAGGGACAUAAGUAUGGAAUCAACUGUGUGGCCUUUGCUCCCAACAACAAAUACAUUGUCUCGGUCGGAUCCCAGCAUGAUAUGAUAGUGAAUGUCUGGGACUGGAGAAAUAACAUUAAGGUGGCCAGUAACAAGGUGUCAACAAAGGUGAAAGCAAUUAGUUUUGCCGAGAAUGGUUCAUAUUUUGUCACAGCUGGGAAUAGGCAUGUUAAAUUUUGGUAUCUUGAGUACAGCAGAUCUGCAAAAUACAAGGAACCUGUUCCUCUCAUGGGAAGGUCUGCUAUACUGGGUGAGCAGAGGAAUAACUAUUUCUGUGAUGUUGCAUGUGGAAGAGGGGAGAUGGGAGACUCUACCUACGCUAUAACUAAAUCUGGAUUACUCUGUGAGUUUAAUAAUAGAAGAUUACUCGACAAAUGGGUUGAACUCAGAACUACCAGUGCUAAUUGUCUGUCUGUUGGCGAAGAGCUGAUAUUUAUUGGUUGCGCAGACGGAAUUGUCAGAUGCUUCUCACCACAUUCACUACAGUUUGUGACAACCCUUCCUACAACCCAUUACCUUGGGGUAGAUGUCUCUAAAGGUUUAACCAGCUCUCAUAUGGCUAGCCAUCCACAGAAUGCCUUAUAUCCUGAUGCGAGUGCUGUAAGCUACGAUGAGCAGAAUGGUCGUGUCUCUGUAGUGUACAACGACCACUCUCUGUAUAUCUGGGAUGUCAAGGACGUUAGAAAAGUUGGGAAAAGUCAUUCUUUCCUCUACCAUUCAGCUUGCAUCUGGGGACUAGAGAUGUACCCUGCCAACAUUGGUGAUGGUAAGAAGGCUGUCCUUCCUGCUGGUAGUUUUAUAACCUGUGGCAGUGAUGAUACAAUCAGAAUAUGGAAUAUGGAUUCUGGACUACCCACAAAUACACUCUACAGAAGAAAUAUAUACAGUGAAGAACUACUGAAAACUAUGUACAUAGAUCCAGCACUGGGCUUUAUAAAGGAGGCUGAUAACUCCCUGUCCUCUGGUGAGAAGGAUACUGUAUAUGACCAGAGGAAUGGUGUACGCUGUAUCAGGAUUAGUCCUAAUGGGAAACAUCUAGCUAGUGGUGACAGGGCCGGUAAUAUUAGGGUUCAUGAACUUCAGUUCAUGGACGAGCUGUGUAAGAUAGAAGCUCAUGAUGCUGAAGUUCUUUGUCUAGAGUACAGUCUGCCAUCUCCAGGCACUACAGCUAACUAUCUAGCUAGUGCUAGCAGGGACCGAUUGACCAAUCUGUUUAAUGCUGGAAAAAACUAUAGUUUUCUAUCAACACUAGACGAUCAUAGUUCUAGUAUUACAGCAGUUAGAUUUCUUCCUAACCAGGGUCAGGAGGGGAUACAGAUGGUGUCUUGUGGCGCAGAUAAAUCCAUUAUAUUUAGAGAUGUCAAUACUGAAGAUUCUCAGGGCAUUAGUUUGAAUCGAGUAAAUCAUAUUGUUGGGAAGACGACAUUGUAUGAUAUGGAACUAGACAGGUCUGGUAAGCAUAUACUGACUGCGUGUCAGGAUAGGAGUAUACGGGUUUACAGUGUAGCAGGAGCCAAACAGACUAAAUCCUUCAAGGGGUCGGCUAGCGAGGAUGGAACUCUUAUCAAGGUUGUACUGGAUCGAAGUGGAAUCUACUGUGCCACCUCGUGUACAGAUAAAACCCUCGCUAUUUAUGAUUAUCAUACUGGAGAGCUGAUGGCAACUAUGGCAGGGCACAGUGAGCUUGUGACGGGGUUAGCAUUCAGUUCGGAUUGCAAGCAUUUAAUAUCUGUAUCUGGAGAUAGUUGUAUCUUUGUCUGGAGGCUUCCUACCGAUAUGGUUCAUACUAUGCAGGCGAGAUUAGCAGCAGCUCCUAACAGGAAUUCUAGCAGAACAUAUAUAACUAGCCCGCCGGGAGCUGAAUCCCCGGAUAUAGAUAACGAACAGUUCGGUUCCCCUCCCCCUGAGUUCCUGGAUCCUAAUGCAAACCUACCAAACGAUAAUGAUAUGUACAGGUUUUCUGUUGGAAAACUACCAGGUUGGGCUAAAACCAAGAUAAUCCAGUCCUCCAGUCCGGCACUUCAGCCCCAGGGGGACGCUGUGAAGGGAAGGUGGGCGGAUAGAGCCAACCAGGAGAUCAAUCUCAGAUCAUUCGAGGACACUCCCUUCAACAACCCAGGGGAGGAGGACAGUAGUCCUAAGGAGGGAAGCAGCCUCGAAUGGGCCAGGACUGGUAGCAGUAUGUCUGAGCUAGAAAGUAUGUCUCCCCAUCCUUCCUCACAGAAUCCUCGUCCAGAUACUCUAGAUACCCUGGACAGCUUUAAUGAUGCAGAUGUAGAUGAUUAUUCUACCCAGGAUGAUGGCGGCGAGAGUACAGAACCUGAAAAUACUGGCAGUACAAUGUACUUUGGACAGGUUGAUGAGAAGUCAGAUAUUUACCAUGUCAAUGCUAUGGAUGUUGAUGAACUGAGGAAAUCUCAGCGAAGAUUCAGAGGAAGCCGGGCAGAUCUAGUAAAUAGCGAGGAUGAAGAGGAGGAGGGGGGGAGCAGUACACCAUCAGCUGAUCAUUCAGACAAGAACAUUCAUUCUAUGCAUUGUAUUAGUAUGGAAUCUGUGGACCAAGUGGGACGAAGAGAGAGAUUUCUUCAAUCUAAUUUUGAAUCCUUGUCAGGUGGAGAUGAAACGAUGAAUAGUUUGACCCUGAACUCUAGUUCGAUUAGCAACGCCUGGAGGGAAGGGGGAGCCAUGCAACGCAACGCUGGAACUAUUGAAAAGGCACGUGAGACACGUAAUGCUGAACAGAACAGGCGAAGAGAGGAACUACAGCGGAGGAUUGAAGAAACAAGAUUAAAACUUCAAAACGAUCCAGCUUCCUCAACCUUUAAACCUAGUUCAUCCCAGAUUGGAUACAAAUCAAUGAAAGGAAGCAGGAGCAUAAACGAUCUCAGUUCAUUUGGUGAUAGGGAGACUCCUGUUCCAAGUAGUAGUAACAAAACCCUUCCAAGACAGAGAAAAGGUAAACAGGCCCCAUCAGGGCCAGCUUCAUCAAAUGAAAGCUUGCUUACUACUAAUCGGGAUAAUUCUGCUUCCACGGGUGAAGACUGCUUUUUGGGUGAUGGUAGCACAUCGAGAAGGAUUCGAAUUGUAGAAUCAGAUUCCGACUCUACGCUUCAUGGUGAUCUAGGAUCUAGUUCAGCUGAAGAGGAUGUUCGUCAUGUUGGUGAGGAGACUGCUAAAGGUGACGAGGACGGAUCUGGUGGAACUAGUCUAAGAAGAGCUUGCUCUCUCUCAGAUCUGAAUAAACCAAAUGUUUCCCGUAGGAUACUGCCUUCUCCUCCUAACAAUGUGUCUGGUAAGAAAGGAAGUGUGUCUGGAUCCCGCCCUAUGUCCAGUAGUGAUGUUGACCGCCCUGACCGACAGCGGUUGAUGGAGCGGAGGAAGUCGGUAGAUGAUCGGCGCAGUUCUAUUAAGUCUCCUGCAGGAGAGAAACCUCUUAGUAGACUUGAGCAGCAUGAGCGAAUGUUGGCAGAACGUGAACGGGAGCGACGAGAAGCUUCAAGAUCAGCUGGACUAGGACAUCGUCAACCCAGCAGAACAGAUCUUAGACCUCGCUCCGUUGCCGAGGACAGUGAUCGUGAUGUGCCAAGUUACAUGAGGUCGACCUCGGCUAGUAUCAAGAAGGAGAAACUAGGGAACAGUCCUAUCGAUAAAAUAAGGAGGAAGAGUGCUGCUAACUAUAGUAAGUCUACUAAUGAUCUGAGUGGAACUACUAGGGAAGAGGAGACUAGCAGUGAGGAAGAAGUUAGAUUAAGGAAGCGAAGCCUGAGUCAGGACAGACACGGUGAAUCUUCGUCUAGAAACGGGCCAAUCAGAGCUAAGAGUGAGCGUGAUUUAUCACGUGUUGCUAAGGUAAAGGUGAGUUCUAGAGAGGAGGGUGGUGGUACUAGUGGUGCUAGCACACCUACUAAACAAAGAACUAAAAUGAAGACGACCACUAUUAUUAGUAACAAUGGAGCUAUGGUUGUAAACGCCCCUCCAGAGCUUCCAUUUCUCUCCGCUAGAGGAUCAGAGGCGGUUGAUGUAACACGUGCUAAACUAACCAGGCAGCUGGCUGAACGUACCAACCUGAAAAUGCAGGAGAGUGCUGAUGACCUAGUUAAGCUGUAUAAACGGGUCAGCUUGGAUGAUGACCUUGAUGAUCAAGUGCGCAGUGAACUACUCUCACAGCUGUCUGCAGGAGCAAGUUCUACCCUUCGAACCCUUAAACUGGUUUGUGAGAGUCCUGACAGUAACGGUUUAGCUGCUCUAACAUCCUUCAACAGUAUCCUGGCGAGACAGGCAACACAGCAACAACAACAACAGCAACAGCAGGAUUUGGCAAAUAAUCCAUACUUCCAGCAUAUGUUGGAGAACUAUAGUAGUCUCAUGUAUCAGAAUAUGAACCAACCUAACCAACCCAAACCUGGACCUUUGAGGGGCAAACCCAGGGACCCUGGAGGACCCUCUUGGUGCUAAUCUAGGGUACCUAUGGGACCAUCCUGGACUUUAUAUAGUAAUCUUCCUUUUAAUACAUUUGAAGGAAAAGAUAAAAUUUUUAAAUCCUGUGUUAUCAUUUUCCUGAAACCAUGUGAUUUGGACAUUGUAUUAUUCGUCCUGCAUUUAAACUAUAUGUACCGUAGUUAUGUAAUGUACUCACACAGUGUACAUCAGACUAAUAAGUACUAAUUAGAUAUAUAUAUAUAGAUUAUAUACAAUUGCAAACAGUUCUAUGAUUAUUGAUUACACUGCAGUGCACUGUUGUGUGAAUAACUUUAACCAAUUAAACUUGUUUACAUUAUAUUUUAGACUGAUGUGUUUUUAUAUAUAAGCUUGGUCAAAUCAAAAUUUAGGGACUACUAAUAUUUUAACUUGUGGGCUCUAGAUUUUUAUUCUAAAAAUAAUUUUUAAUUUUUCCGUGCAAUUUUUAAACCACCCCCUUUACUUUUUGGAAGAAAUGUCUUCCCUAAGUCCUUGUUCUAAUGUUUCAAGUGCCAUUUUGUGUUUUUUUUUAAUUGCCAUAAAAUUGAAAAAAGUAGUUUGUACUUCGUGCCAAUCCUCCCAAACAUUCACAUUCCACAUUAUUAGAUCUCAUGCCGACCCACUUUUUUACCUUUUACAACCUUGUAACUUAACAAUAAAAUAUUAACAAGAUAA
Eurytemora carolleeae is the source of this 5771-nucleotide messenger RNA. It is a transcript of the gene Wdr62, whose product is annotated as mitogen-activated protein kinase-binding protein 1. Gene Ontology annotation, biological process: mitotic spindle organization; regulation of mitotic cell cycle. The coding region runs from base 207 to 5093 and encodes 1628 amino acids. Gene Ontology annotation, molecular function: protein binding. The transcript is spliced from 47 exons. Lineage: Eukaryota; Metazoa; Arthropoda; Copepoda; Calanoida; Temoridae. The record is from RefSeq and is a predicted model, not a curated record. Gene Ontology annotation, cellular component: mitotic spindle.